This is a messenger RNA of Tilletiaria anomala UBC 951, 2080 nucleotides long. RefSeq names its product PAP2-domain-containing protein. NCBI's taxonomy places the organism in Eukaryota, Fungi, Basidiomycota, Exobasidiomycetes, Georgefischeriales, Tilletiariaceae. Gene Ontology annotation, molecular function: dolichyldiphosphatase activity. Gene Ontology annotation, cellular component: intracellular membrane-bounded organelle; endoplasmic reticulum membrane. The transcript has 3 exons. Gene Ontology annotation, biological process: protein N-linked glycosylation; lipid biosynthetic process. Bases 196 to 1998 code for a protein of 600 amino acids. The record is from RefSeq and is a predicted model, not a curated record.
UGGCUUGUCUAGGUCGCAUUUUGCUCACCCUUCGCGACGCUUCAUUUCAAAGAAGAGGCAGAGAGAGCACCAAGAUUAAGCGUGGGAUAGACGCAGAAUUGCAGAGGACAUCCCGAAAGGCGAGCCCACGUCCAUUCUCUUGGGAGCUGAGCCGCGUAAAGACGGCAGUGGCGCCUUCGAGUCCUCGACACCGCCAUGCCCAGGGAAAGCGCUAUCGACCCGGAACGGUACGUCUCGCUCGGAUUGACACACGUCCAGUAUGACGCCGGUGACCCUGCCGCCAAGUUACUCGGGCUAGUCACCUUGUCGCCCAUCUUCUUGCUUUGCGCAUACGUCACGAUCAUUCUCUACCGUCGCGAACUAACUUUUAUCAAUGCGCUGAUAGGCCAGCUUGGCUGCGAAGGACUGAAUUGGUUCUUGAAACGGCUGAUCAGGCAGCCACGACCGUUUCCUGGGAUGCUUGGGAAAGGCUACGGCAUGCCGAGCAGCCACAGCCAAUUCGUUGGAUUCUUCGCAGCCUUCUUUAUCAGCCAUUUCUUGCUUCAUCACCCACAGAAAACCAAGCCUGCAACAUUGAUCAAUACUAUGAGAAGAGCUGAGCAUGUGGCAGUCAUCAUCGCUAUUGUGUUGCUUUCUGCUCUGACAUGCUAUUCGAGGUAUCAUCUCGCCUAUCACACACCUGUACAGAUCCUCGUCGGCCUGACAAUAGGGGUCGUCGUCGGCGGGGGCUAUUACUAUCUGACAGAGAUCGUCUCUCGUCAGCCUCUGCGUCUACCAGCCCCUCUUGGCUCACCUACCGUAUGGUCCAUGUCCAGUUCGCCCAUCCUGAGCCGACCGCGGAGCCCUGUGCUGAGCCAUGGGAAUGCGGCGUUGGGAGCCCCAAAAGACGAAGGCCUGCGCAAGCGCAGCAACUCAGCGUCCCGUGCGCGAGGUGCGCAAUUGUCACGGCGAAAAUCGUCGCUCAGCUCGAUGCUGCCACCCAUACCAGAUUUGCAUCCCGCGCCUCCGCUGAGGCAGAUGAUUCUGGACCAUCCAGUCGCCGUAGCAUUCCGCGUUCGGGACAGUUGGACCGUCUGGCGCGACGGCGGGAUUGAGGGAGAGUAUGGGACAUGGCGGAGGGAGUGGGAGAGUAGGAGGGAGUGGAGCUGGGACAAAAGCGCGAGCAAACUGUCGCUGACUGCCCGCAUGAAAAGUGGUCUAGCGUUGAAGCCACCGCAGAAGAAGAAAAAGAAGCAGCUGGGUGCCGCUACGGAGGAAGAGGAGGCAGACGUACACUACCAACACAUGCUGCAUGCCCUGCGACUUGCCAACAAAUGUGAGCCCACGCAGACCGCCUUCUGCGUCGGUUGCAUCAUCACCGCGCCCUCUCUGAGAGAAACACUCGCGACGGGUUAUUCACGCGAGCUGGAAGGCAACACGCACGCCGAGCAAUGCGCGCUCGAUAAAUUGCAGCGGGAGCUUAUAUUUGUCGCCGAGAAUGAGGCAGAAGCUGCUGCGGAGAUAGCAGAAGAGCUCGCGCUGGAUCUGUACACGACGAUGGAGCCGUGUUCGGAGCGAAUAUCGGGUGCGACACCGUGCGUGCAACGGAUCCUUGAGUUCAACCACCAGCGUCGCUACGCCGUCUGGACGGUGGGUGCGGAUGCAGACGCACAGCGGUGCUCGCCGCAACCCCAGCAAUCUCAACAGGUGCGCCAUCCUCAACGAUGCAGCAAAUUCGUUCGCCUGCAUGUAGCGCGCGUCUUUCAGGGCGUCAGUGAGCCGGACGACUUUGUGCAAGAGUGCCAGGGAGCACGUAUGCUGCGCGAGCAAGGGAUCAGUGUGCAGACUGUACGCGCACGGAAGCCCCUGUUCAGAGUGCAAAAUGACCGACAGCAGGGAGAAGAGAGCGAGAGCGAAGACUGGAGCUGGCUGGAGAAAGAGUGCUUGCGCAUCGCCAAGUACGGCCAUGCUGACCAGCCGCAGCCUCAGCCUGGCGUAAAGCGGCUGUGGAUGUUGUAACACCGGUGACUCUCGUCGACGUCGCCACUGGGUUAUGUGGCAUUCAAACUGUCACUUAGAAAUAUAUAUGAGCACAUCUACU